Messenger RNA from Podospora pseudopauciseta, 2077 nucleotides. RefSeq lists its product as uncharacterized. Gene Ontology annotation, molecular function: zinc ion binding; DNA-binding transcription factor activity, RNA polymerase II-specific. Gene Ontology annotation, biological process: regulation of DNA-templated transcription. The transcript is spliced from 3 exons. Bases 1 to 1701 code for a protein of 566 amino acids. Lineage: Eukaryota; Fungi; Ascomycota; Sordariomycetes; Sordariales; Podosporaceae. The record is from RefSeq and is a predicted model, not a curated record.
AUGAACAACCCGCCAGAUCAAGAGAAUGCGGCUGAACAGCAACUCGUCCGGGUUUCUUUUCAACAACGUCAGGUCGAACGAUCAAACACCAUCCCGACUUUUGCACGACACAUACACUGCUUUCGACUACAACACCCGCUGCAGGGCACACCGCCGUCGGGAGGGAAACCAAAAAGGGCGAGAUUAACCGACCAAGCCAAGGAAAAGGUACUGGGCGUGAGAAGACAGGGUGCUUGCUUGCGGUGUAGGAUGCUCAAGAUUGAGUGCUCGCUUGAGAAUCCCUGCCAAGCCUGCCUCACCUCGGCCCUCAAGGGGACAGAGAGAAAAGUCCUCAGCUGGAGCUACUGCAUCCGGACGAGGUUUGUCGACGUUGACAUUUUUCAGGUUCAGUCGGGACCACAGAAGAUGAGGACAGAAACCCUGAUGCUCAAGAUGGGCGCUUUGCUCGGGAGGAUUGCACAGCCGGCCAAGUUUGCCAGUCUCGACGAGCCGUCUUUCAACCAAAAGAUUACGAGGUGGUUGCUGGAUGAAGCAUAUACGGUGCCAGAACUUCAAGGAGGAAGUAUGGUGGCCGGCAUGUGUGCGAAUCUGCUAGGGUUGUCGUUCGCCUCGGAGGACGGGUCAAAAAAGGAAAAGGAGAUGGAGGAGUUGACGCAUGAUUUCCGGAGGUUUCUGAUGACUGCUUCGAUGCGGUAUUCCAACUUUGAGUCCAAGUUGGCGGGCAUGGUCACACAACAGGAGGCUUGGACAGCAGGGAGGAUGUCGGGGUCGAGAAUGCUGUUGGCGUUGGAUAAGCUACUGACACCACAGUACUUGGGGAAGCUGUCGAGAGAAAGCUGCCAGGUUCUGUUCCUGAUCGUGCUGGGAGCUGUGUUGGGGGUUGGUUACUCGAGCAAGAGCAUGGGGCAAGAGAUGGAGCGACAAUCCGAGGCUGGCAUGCAGGUAGAAGAUUGGGAGUUUCAGCAGAGCCCGACACUUUGGCUGGCGAUGCGGGAUCACUUGUGUCAGAUGCUGGCCCAUCACCUGAUCUAUCUCGGCGGUUUGCUCGGCAUCAAGAUGGACGCGGAAAUGGAGAGAAGAGUGAUUGAAUGGGCCGGUAAAGGGUGGGGGAGGAUCACACCAACUUUGCUCGGGGAAACGGAUGGGUCCCAGGCCAAAGGGUAUGUUUGGGGCCACGGAAUCUUAACGCCACCAAGCGAGGAGAUGCAGGGAAUCGAGCGCAGCAGCAGAGGAAAGAUGGCGGAUUCGAACCCCGUGUAUUGGGACGAGUCAACACCGAGAGCGGAACGACCUUUUGAACCCCCACCGCCCCUGGUUGCUGUGCCUUUUGACUCUGAAAUCUCACAAUUCCAGAGCGAAAGCUUGUACAGCUGGGAUCAGAACCCGACAUCUUAUCUGGAGAUGGACAUGCCAUCUGCCGAGCCAGAGAGCUAUGAUCGACAGUCCCAUCCUGUACAUUAUUCAAAGGAACUAGGGAAUCAAAUGGGAUUUCCCUUGAGAACAAACACCGAGCCAUGUUACAAAACUCCAAGCUUUGAACAAACAAGAGGAGUCAAGAAGAGGAGGACAAUGUGGAUUGUUAGGACGGUCGAUACCGGUCCGGAAUACGGGAGAAUCAACGUCUAUGCCAAGUUGAGGGGACAUGGGCGAAACGGGAGAGCGGAUUUUUCAAGCUUGGAGACCUUGACUGGAUUUGUUUAAAUGACUUAUUUUCCUUUCAAUUUGUUUUCUGAUGAUGAUACGAGUCAUGAUACCUUUUUUUUUAUAUAGUUUGGGAAGAUAUCCGGAGUGGAAAUGGGAGCACACGAAAGGAAGGGAAUAUUCAGUUCGCGUACAUAGCAUACAGGCAACGGUGUAUGACUACAAUUCAAAGUCCAAUACCACAACAUUCCUCGUUCCUGGAUCUAUGUCAUUUGAUGAUUUGGUAUCAGCCAAGACCAUCAACGACAACACGUUAUCGUUCUCCAACCGUGGCAGGUCAACCAGUGGUUCACCCCUGAGCCCUUCUCCAGACCAAACCUCUUCAUGAGCAGUAUACCCACUGCUUUUGGUUGCCCUUUCAAUAUACACACGUCCA